UUUACAUUCAAUUAAUAGAACUCGACAAUUAAAAAUAAUAAAUUAAUAAAUGUCUUCUUAAUUCCAUACUUUACCUUUUGCCACUGGUAUGGAUGAAUAUGUGGUAAAAUUUACUAUUUUAGAUUGUUUCCCCUUCGUUGUAACAAUCGUGAAGUGAUCUGGGUGUACUAAUCCUCCUACUACAGCAACUGAACAAAGUUUAAAGUUUUUCUUGUUGAUUUCGUUCCUUUAAAGCGUUCAGUGCUCUAUUUGGGGGCUGGUGGGUGUCGUUCGGUGUUGUUUUGUUAAUCGAUCAAUUGGAAUUUAUAUAUUCAGUACCUGAAGAUAAGAAACCUUAUUUGCAUUUGAGACAUGAGACCUUUUUCUGGUGGCAGCGGUGGUGGAACCAUGGAGUGCGGUAAAUUAGUAACAGAACACAUUAAUCGUAUGUUUGCCAAUCGUGAACCUUGGCAGGUUGCCACAAUAACAGCAACAGCUGUAUUAAGUUCAGUGUGGCUGUGGAGUUUCAUCAAUCAGGAUGAAAGUAUUUAUGUACGCGGCAAACGUCAAUUCUUUCGUUAUUUGAAAAAAGUACCCGCAGUUCGUCGUAAAAUUGAAUCGGAAUUAUCCAAGGCUGAAGGUGAUUUCAGGGAAAACAUCACUAAACUCACCCAGUCAUUAAAGUACUGCAAGGAAUUGCCCGAAAAUGGUUUCAGCAGUGAGGAAAUUUUGAAAAUGAUGGACGAACAUCUGGCGCAGGGCAAUUAUGAUUGGCGUAAUGGUCGUGUUUCGGGCUCUGUCUAUGGCUAUAGGCCAGAAUUGGCUGAAUUAGUUACCGAAGUUUAUGGUAGAGCAUCCUAUACAAAUCCCUUGCAUCCCGAUGUUUUCCCAGGUAUUUGUAAAAUGGAAGCUGAGGUUGUGCGCAUGGCCAUUUCCCUAUUUCAAGGCAAUGAGAAAUGUUGUGGCACGAUGACAACUGGCGGCACGGAAUCCAUUAUAAUGGCUUGCAAGGCCUAUCGUGAUUAUGCUCGUGAACACAAAGGCAUUACGCGGCCCAAUAUGGUAGUGCCCAGAACUAUACAUGCGGCUUUUGAUAAGGCUGGUCAAUAUUUCAAAAUUCAUGUUCGUUAUGUAGAUGUUGAUCCUGUGACACUUGAAGUGGACUUGAAAGCCAUGAAAAGAGCUAUCAAUAGCAACACAAUUUUGCUUGGUGGCUCUGCUCCUAAUUUCCCCUACGGUACCAUUGAUGAUAUUGAAGCUAUUGCAGCUAUGGGCUUAAAAUAUGAUAUUCCCGUCCAUGUUGAUGCUUGCUUGGGCAGUUUUGUGGUAGCGUUGGCUCGCAAUGCUGGCUAUUCAGUGAAGCCAUUUAAUUUUAAGGUUAAAGGCGUUACCAGUAUUUCAGCAGAUACACAUAAAUAUGGUUUGGCUCCCAAGGGCUCAUCUUUAGUAUUAUAUUCUGAUGUCAAGUAUUUGAAUCAUCAAUAUACUGUUACUACUGACUGGCCAGGCGGUGUUUAUGGUUCACCCACUGUAAAUGGUUCUAGAGCAGGUGGUGUUAUUGCCACUUGUUGGGCUACAAUGAUGCAUUUUGGUUACAAUGGUUACUUGGAGACCACUAAAAGUAUUUUGGACACAACUCGCCAUAUUGAACAAGCUUUAAGGAAAAUUGAUGGCAUUUUUAUUUAUGGCAAACCAGAAACUUCUGUUGUUGCCAUGGGUUCUCAUGUGUUCGAUAUAUAUCGUUUGUCCGGUGCUCUUUGCGAUAUGGGUUGGAAUUUGAAUGCUUUGCAAUUUCCUUCGGGAGUCCAUAUUUGCGUUACCGAUUUGCAUACUGCUCCCGGUGUUGCUGAUAAAUUUAUUACCGAUGUCCGCACGGCUGUUGCUUUAAUUAUGAAAGAUCCUAAAGAGCCUGUUUCGGGUAAAAUGGCUUUGUACGGCAUGGCUCAAGCUCUUCCCGAUCGUUCGAUUGUGGGUGAAGUGACGCGUUGCUAUCUAAACAGCAUUUACUACAUUCCGCCACAAAAGUAAGAUGACACCUAAACUUUCCUAGAGAUAACUAGAAACGAGGAACAAAUACACAAACAACGUUAUUUAAUUGUAUUUAAGUAUAUUUUUUUGUAUGUUUACUGACUAUUUGUUGACUUGAGGUAAUAUUCCAUAUUUUUGUAAAAUGUAUUUAUGCAGUUAAAUUUGAAGAAAAAACGA
Messenger RNA from Stomoxys calcitrans (stable fly), 2184 nucleotides. RefSeq names its product sphingosine-1-phosphate lyase (gene Sply). The record is from RefSeq and is a predicted model, not a curated record. Gene Ontology annotation, molecular function: sphinganine-1-phosphate aldolase activity; pyridoxal phosphate binding. Gene Ontology annotation, cellular component: endoplasmic reticulum. Lineage: Eukaryota; Metazoa; Arthropoda; Insecta; Diptera; Muscidae. Gene Ontology annotation, biological process: carboxylic acid metabolic process; sphingolipid catabolic process. The transcript is spliced from 8 exons. The coding region runs from base 352 to 2007 and encodes 551 amino acids.